AUGGCACUGAGCGAAAACUGCAAAACCCAACCUGCAAAAGAGCAAGGCUCAGUGCAAAAUCCUCCAUCAGAUGUUAUAGAACUAAACGUGGGUGGACAGGUGUAUUACACUCGUCAUGCCACCUUAACAAGCUUUCCAAAUUCAUUUCUUGGGAAGCUGUUCUCUAACAAGAAAGGGUCUUCAAAUGAUUUGUCCCGGGACCUUAGAGGACGGUAUUUUAUUGACAGAGAUGGCUUUCUGUUCCGGUAUGUAUUGGAUUACCUCAGAGACAAGCAAGUUGUCCUCCCUGACCACUUCCCCGAGAGAGGAAGGUUGAAACGAGAAGCGGAAUACUUUCAGCUGCCAGAAUUGGCCAAACUUUUGUCAUCUGAUGAAUCAAAAUUAUUUCCAGACGACUUGUACUUCAGUGAUUUCGACGAUGUGUCGCAGGGCAGUGAGAGGUUUUAUCCCUCUUACUCCAUGGAUAGGAGGUAUGGCUACAUCACCGUCGCUUUCAAAGGCGUUUGCGCCGCGGGCGGCAGAGAGAGCCAGACUGAUGUCAAAGCCAAAAAGUUACCGAGGAUCUUCAUCAGCAGCAGGAUUGGCUUGGCCAAAGAGGUAUUUGGAGACGCUCUGAAUGAGAACAGAGACUCUGACAGGCCACCGGACCGAUACACCUGCAGGUUUUACCUCAAGUUCAGGCACCUGGAAAGAGCUUUUGACAUGCUGUCAGAGUGCGGCUUCCACAUUGUGGCCUGCAAUACGUCCCUGACUGCGUCCUCAGUUGGUCAUUACGCAGAUGACAGGGUCUGGUCCAAUUACGCACAGUACAUCUUCUACCGUGGGCCCUCUCGGUGGUCGUCCUCCCACUGUGACUGCUGUUGCAAGAGCCACAAAAGUGAGCGUGAGGGGGAGAGCGGCACUUCUUUCAACGAGCUCUCCACUUCUUGCUCUGAGACCCAGUCGGAGGCCAGCUCCCCUCAAGGAACCGUGAUCUGUGGCCCUGUGAGCCGGCACUCCAACAUCCACACUCUGGAUCGUCCCAUGCACAAAGGACCAGCUCACAUGCUGCAGCAGGCAGAGAUGCGCCGCAAGACUGACAUGCUCCGUGUGAGAACCUUUGGGGUCCGGGAGCGAGAGGCUGCAAAGAGGAAAGCAAACAAGGAGAAGAUGACUCCUGAACAGGAGCUGGAGAAAUGCAUCCAGGACUUCCGUCGCAUUAGGAUUCCUGAUCGCUUUCCAGAGAGGAAGUACAUGUGGCAAUCGGACCUGUUGAGAAAGUACCGUCUCUAA
Messenger RNA from Scomber japonicus (chub mackerel), 1272 nucleotides. RefSeq names its product BTB/POZ domain-containing protein KCTD16-like. NCBI's taxonomy places the organism in Eukaryota, Metazoa, Chordata, Actinopteri, Scombriformes, Scombridae. The record is from RefSeq and is a predicted model, not a curated record. Gene Ontology annotation, biological process: protein homooligomerization; regulation of G protein-coupled receptor signaling pathway. Bases 1 to 1272 code for a protein of 423 amino acids. Gene Ontology annotation, cellular component: presynaptic membrane; postsynaptic membrane. Gene Ontology annotation, molecular function: protein binding. The transcript has 2 exons.